CACAGGAGGAGUUGGCGGGCAGCAGACGGCCACUCUGGCCUCAGCCAGAUUCCCAGCCACACGCGGGAAGAGAAAUGCCCUGGGCUGUCUUGCUCUUUGCAGCUGGCUCCUUGGCGAUCCCAGCACCGUCCAUCUUGCUGGUGCCCCCGCACCCCAGCAGCCAAGAGGACCCCAUCCACAUCACAUGCAUAGCCCCCAGGGGCUUCCCGGGUGCGAAUUUCACACUGUACCGUGGAGGGCAGGUGAUCCAGCUCCUGCAGGCUCCUGCAGACCAGCUCGGGGUCACCUUUAACUUGAGCGGUGGCGACAGCAAGGCUCCGGGGGGAACGUUCCACUGCCAGUAUGGCGUCAUGGGGGAGCACAGCCAGGCCCAGCUGUCAGACCUCAGCGAGUCUUUGCAUGUUUCUAUCCCAGUGCCCACUUGGAUCCUGGCACUUUCUCUGAGCCUGGCUGGAGCCCUCCUCCUCCUUGCUGCCCUGGUGGCUGUUGUCAUGGUGAUCAGGAAAGUUAAAGUCACAAAUUUGCAGAAGAAAAGAGAGCGAGAAUCCUGCUGGGCCCAGAUUAACUUCGCCACCACAGAUAUGUCCUUCGAUAACUCCUUGUUUGCCAUCUCCACGAAAAUGGCUUCAGAAGAAGCAGCGGCCACUCUGGAUGCUCACACUGGCUCCACUGGUCCCUCUGGCAUGUCCGGACCCCGGAAGAGGCCCACCUCCACUUCCUCCUCACCCGAGCUCCCAGAGUUCAGCACUUUCCGAGCCCCCCUCUGA
Molecule: messenger RNA, 767 nt
Organism: Orycteropus afer afer
Lineage: Eukaryota; Metazoa; Chordata; Mammalia; Tubulidentata; Orycteropodidae
Gene: CUNH19orf38
Product: chromosome unknown C19orf38 homolog
Source: RefSeq, a predicted model, not a curated record